AUGAAGUGUGCACUUUUUGCCAUUUUCAUUUUCGCUAUUGUUGUUAGUAUUAAUUCUUCUCCAAUUGGUGAUGAACAACCAGAACCUGUGAGACCAGAUGUAUUUAUCCCAGAGGAUUAUAAUCCAGAAAUUCCAGAACACAAAGAGGAACACUACAGAGUCAAAAGAUUUACCUGCGACGUACUCAGCGUGGAAGCAAAAGGUGUCAAGUUAAAUGAUGCUGCAUGCGCGAUUCAUUGCCUCACUCUUGGUAAAGCCGGAGGAUGGUGCGACAACCACAAAGUGUGCAACUGCAGAAAAUAA
Messenger RNA from Diabrotica balteata, 303 nucleotides. Lineage: Eukaryota; Metazoa; Arthropoda; Insecta; Coleoptera; Chrysomelidae. The record is from the annotation of a GenBank genome assembly.